This is a messenger RNA of Syzygium oleosum, 381 nucleotides long. Its product is annotated as farnesylcysteine lyase-like. Bases 1 to 381 code for a protein of 126 amino acids. Gene Ontology annotation, molecular function: prenylcysteine oxidase activity. The transcript has a single exon. The record is from RefSeq and is a predicted model, not a curated record. Gene Ontology annotation, biological process: prenylated protein catabolic process. NCBI's taxonomy places the organism in Eukaryota, Viridiplantae, Streptophyta, Magnoliopsida, Myrtales, Myrtaceae.
AUGGUCGCCCGCAUCGUCACGCUCUUCAUCCUACUAUGCUUGCUCCCGGUCAUCACGUCGUCGUCGUCGUCCCCUGUCUCGGUCUGCAUCGUCGGAAGCGGAAUCGGGGGCUCCUCGGUGGCCCACUUCCUCCGGGAGUACUCCUCCCCGUCCGCCUCCGCCUCCAUCUCCGUCCGCGUCUUCGAGCGGCGCGGCGUCGUUGGGGGUCGCAUGGCGAGGGUCGCCGUCGGCGGCGAGAGCUUCGAGGCCGGCGGGGCGAUUCUCCACCCCAAGAACUACCACGCCCUGAAUUACACCAGGUUGAUCGGCUUGAAGAUCAGAUGGCCGAAUGCCACGUCGGCUGGCGACGGUCGCGACGACGAUGGCGAUUUUGGGAUCUGA